GAGAGAAGAAGACAGUUCCUUUAUAUGAAGAAAAGAAAAGAAAAGAAAAGAAGAGAAAGAAAAACAGCUUUCAAAGAGGGAAGAGAGGAAAAGUCAUUUGUGUUUUCUGCGUUGAAGAAGAGAGCUAAACAACUGGACGAGAAGACGCGGCGAAAAUUCAAACAUUGUACGGACGUUUCAUUCUUUCGUUGCUCUUAUUUAGAUCUGUGGACUCCUGGGAUUCCUUCUCUUUCUCCAUUUUCAAUGCGGUGACUCCCAGAAACCAUAGUGAUUACCUUCCUUUCAAAUGAUGAUGGACUUCUACUUCUAAAUUCUCGCUAAUGGAGUCUGAAACGGCGUCGUCGGUCGAUGAACAGGUCGUUGCUGCUGUUGCUUCAGUGGGUGCUGCAGCUGGAGCUGAUUCCAGAGGUAGGCAUCGGAUUCUUGCGGAGCUUAAGCGCGUUGAGCAAGAAAUCAAGUGCUUGGAGGAAGAGCUGGGGGAGCUUGAGAAUACACAUAAUGUCUCAACAGUGUGUGAAGAAUUGCUGCUGAAUGUCAAUGUCAUACCUGAUCCAUUACUCUCAGAAACAAGUGGCUGUGUGAACCCAUUAUGGGAUCGAUGGUUUGAAGGGCCCCAGGAAUCUCAAGAUUGCCGAUGCUGGAUACUCUGAUUGGAAGCAAUCUAACAUUAUUAUGAUUUAUCAGCUGGAGGCUUCAACAUAUGUUUCAUAACAAACUUGUGAACAUGUUACAAGACAAAUGUUGCUCUCAGCGAAUGGUCAAUUAAUUUUUUCUACUGCAUGAAAUGAAAGGUUUUUAGGUAACUCAUAGUUGAUGUAAAAUCAUUUGUUGGUCUGUUCAGAUUAAAUUUGUAAAUCAAGUUUGUAACCACUACUGAGAAUUACUACAUGUAUUUUUCUUCUCACAACUUGAAAGAAUAAGAAGAAGAAGAAGAAGAAGAACAAAAAUUGUUUUGGUGUGUA
This is a messenger RNA of Hevea brasiliensis (rubber tree), 962 nucleotides long. RefSeq names its product guanine nucleotide-binding protein subunit gamma 1. Gene Ontology annotation, biological process: G protein-coupled receptor signaling pathway. Lineage: Eukaryota; Viridiplantae; Streptophyta; Magnoliopsida; Malpighiales; Euphorbiaceae. The transcript is spliced from 4 exons. The record is from RefSeq and is a predicted model, not a curated record. The coding region runs from base 321 to 650 and encodes 109 amino acids.